CGAGGAUGCUGUUUUAUCAGCAUCCCACUCAACUGUUGUUGUGAAAGUGUUGGAUUCAGCAUUCACUGUAAUGAGCCAUUAAAAUCCCAUUAAGAUAGGUUGUUAUCAAGACCUCUCUCUUGUGUGGAAGAUAAUGACAGGUCUGCUUAGUGGCCUAUCUUGGUUUGUUUAUGCUUUGUGUCUCCUAUCAAGUUGAUGAACGGACAUGUAUCCAGUUUGCCAUGAAACUCUUGUACUUCCUGCUGAGCGCCCUUGGCCUGACGGUCUGUGUGCUGGCCGUGGCGUUCGCCGCUCACCACUAUGCACAGCUCACACAGUUUACCUGUGGAACCACGCUCGACGCCUGCCAGUGCAAACUGCCCUCGUCCGAGCCCCUCAGCAGGACCUUUGUGUACCGGGAUGUGACUGACUGUACCAGCAUCACUGGCACUUUCAAACUGUUCUUACUUAUCCAGAUGAUUCUGAACUUGGUCUGCGGCCUUGUGUGCUUGUUGGCCUGCUUUGUGAUGUGGAAACACAGGUACCAGGUCUUUUACGUGGGUGUCAGGAUGUGUUCCCUGACAACUUCCGAAGGUCAGCAGCCAAAGGUCUGACAUUCUUGCUCUCAGGUGGGAGAGAAAACAGCACCCUGACUAGCUGAGCUUUUUUUAAAAAGGAAAAAAAGGGAAAGAAAAUGAAGAAAAAAUGAAAUUUGACCAUAACUAAUAUUCACUGUUCUAAAUGAAUAUUUUUAUAUUUUUCAGGAAAUGAAAGAGCAUUUCUUCAGGUUUCCAUAGUAUUUUUUUUUUUUUUUUAAUUCUUAAGAUCUAAACUGACUUUGGGAUAUUAAAAGAACACGGUACAGGGGAAGAAUGGUAUAGCUCUAUCUUUAAAGUCUGGAGUCUAUUCCUAAUACUCAUUUUAUCUAUUACUGAUAUAAUCUUCUUUCCUGUUAGUCCAGUUUGAUUUGGACAGUUUCAGACCCACUUGGUAAAUUUUGUAGGAUCUUCCUUCAGGCCUUUCCCCCCUCCCGCCGUGAUCCUCACUACGACUCAGAGAAAGGCAGGGGGCAGGAGGAGGGGGAGAGCUGAACAGCCAGCUUGUCUUUAUUUUCCCUGGUAGAGAUGUCUUCAAGGCAUGAAACAGCUUAAAAGAGCAGAGUAGAAAAGGAAGAGACUUUGCAAAAGGCUAAAUAAUUACAAACACCUGUGUUGGGGCCCCUGGCCUUUUUCCUCUGCUCCCUUAUUUUGGAUCUGUAAAUAGAUCACUUAGUGAAUGCUUUGGGUGAUUGUCUGCUUCUCAGUAAUUGAAAGCUGGUGGUAGUUGUAUUCUUAAUGAUAUAGAAGGUUUAAAAAUAAUUACAUUAUGCUUCUAUUCUGUCACCUAAAACAAAUCAUUAAAACUAAUUUCUAUCUAAUUGUUAAUUAUAAUUAUGCUCAGAAGUCUAUUUAAUGAGCCCUGGCUGUACUUACGUGGCACUGUCGGUAUUUGGAGAAAUUACUCUCACAAGAGAGAAGGCUUAAAGAUUCUUUCUUCUGAAAGCCAAGCUUUACAAGGGAGAAAAAAAAAAAUUUUUUUUUUAUUAAUAGCUCAGGUUAAAAAUACUCAUUUAAAUGAAAACAAGAGCAUUUGUAAUGGGAAAUGUUUAUACAAAUAGCACAUUUGUGAUAUGUUGUAAAGUAUCUCUCUUGGCAGCUAAGUACUUUUGACGAAGAUUGAGUAAUGCUGAAGUGUCCCAUUCAUGAAAUUAUAUUUGAUAUGUAAUCUUAUUAUUGAUUUGUAUGCACAGUCAACUAGAGCCUUAAACUAAUGUUUUCUGAGGUCCUUAUUUGAACAUUUGGCCGUUGACUUGGAGGGUAGUUUUUGGUUUUGUUUUGAAGUGACUGCGACUUAAAAGAGCACAGCUACCCUAUGGUGGGAGACUUUUCUCUCUAGUUAUUGUUAUCAUUGAAUUUGGAACAAUAUCAAUGUUUUAAGGAAGGAGCUCAGAAUGCAAAUUCAUGUAGCAUAAAUGUUACCAAAAACUUUCUCUAUUAGUAUGCUCUGUUGAAAGCAGAAAUUCAAGAUAAUUGAGCUUAAUUUGCUUCUCCACAUUGCCUAUUGAUAUAUUUUACUAAUCAUUAAAUCCUACUCUAAAAAAAUCAUUUCCUUGUUUGCCUUAAGAGGUAUAUGAAUAAUUCCAUCGAUUGUGACAAUAGUCGAUUAUUACAUGAUAUGAAUAUCCAAAUAAAAAGGGAAAUGUUAAGUUAGUUGGAGAAUUGUAAAUAUAUUUUAUGCCCUCCAGAUAAAACACCUGAUUAACAUAUGUUAAAACCUUUUUAUGUAUUGACUUGCUUUAAAAAUGGCCUUCCUACACACUAGCUCAGGCCAAAAAUGCACAUCGGGGGCUUAAUGGAUGACUCUGGAGCAGAGGUUUGAUACACAAAAAUUACAUCAACACACACCAAGCCUCCUGAUGAUGACCUAAAAAAAUACUUUGUACCCUGUUAAAAAAAUUCCAAUAACUGAAUCCAUUUUGAUUUUGACAGUUUCCUACAAAAGAAAAUGACUGAUAAUCUGUGGGCUCUUUUUUAAAGAGUGAGAAACCAGUGCUUUAAUGCUAAUGACUAUGAAUAAGGCAUCAUUGGAAUCACAUCAUGAAUACCUUAAACAAUUUUUUAUAGCAAACACUACAAAUUUUUCUAUCAGAAAAUUAAAUUCUACACAACACUAAGGUGCUGUAUGCUUUACAAGCGAUUCACAGGGUAUUUCAAAUGGUAGAAUAACUCUGGCUUAUGUGCUUCCUUUUUCUAAAUAAUGCAACCAGUAAGAACUGACAUGGUGAUAAGCUUGGUAAUAAUCAGGAUAUAUAUAUAUACAUAUAUAUAUAUAUAUAUGUAUAUAUAUAUAUAUAUGUAUA
Molecule: messenger RNA, 2878 nt
Organism: Balaenoptera musculus (blue whale)
Lineage: Eukaryota; Metazoa; Chordata; Mammalia; Artiodactyla; Balaenopteridae
Gene: SSPN
Product: sarcospan
Exons: 3
Coding region: 171-593 (140 amino acids)
Cellular component (GO): sarcolemma; dystrophin-associated glycoprotein complex
Source: RefSeq, a predicted model, not a curated record